Corylus avellana is the source of this 1032-nucleotide messenger RNA. NCBI's taxonomy places the organism in Eukaryota, Viridiplantae, Streptophyta, Magnoliopsida, Fagales, Betulaceae. The record is from RefSeq and is a predicted model, not a curated record.
UCGAAAUAAAAGCUUUCUUAGCUACCAAAUCCCGCGGAAAGGCCAGACCGAAAACCAAAACCAAAUUCCCUUUCUUUUCAUAUAUAUCAACCUAAACUGCUAAGCAAUCAGCACCUUCGCACUCCUUUCUCUCAUUCCCACCUAUUUUUCUAAGCAAAAGCGUGUAAUAACGAAGAAAAAGUUCAAUCUUAAAACUAUAAUUCUGAGUAAGAAUCGAAGAAUCGUUUGCGAUCCCAAACACUGUACUCAACGCUUUGAAUCUCUCGCUGUCUGUCUUCCUUUCUAGUAUAUCUCUACAGUUGGGAAGUGAUAAUGGGUGAUAUCAUAUCUGAUAAAACUAUGAAGGAAUUCUACAUUCCAAAUUACAUACUUGUACCUGGUUCAGAGGUCAGAAAUUCUUCAUAUAUACCUGCUUGUCCUGUUAUAGUCUUCAUUAAUUCUAAAAGCGGGGGCCAGCUGGGAACAGAGCUUCUUGUUACCUAUCGUGCUCUUCUAAAUGAAAACCAGGUUUUUGAUUUGGGAGAAAUGGCUCCUGAUAAGGUGCUACACCAGCUCUAUGUUACUUUAGAAACUCUGAAGUACAGUGAAGACGUUUUGGCAGCUGAAAUUCAAAAGAAAUUGAGAAUAAUUGUUGCUGGUGGGGAUGGGACAGCGAGCUGGCUCCUUGGAGUAGUAAGUGAUCUCAAGCUACCACAGCCGCCUCCGAUUGCAACGGUACCAUUGGGAACUGGAAACAACAUACCAUUUUCUUUUGGCUGGGGAAAGAAAAAUCCAGGCACAGAUCGUCAAUCAGUGGAAUCAUUUUUGAACCAAGUAAAGACUGCAAAGGAAAUGAAAAUUGAUAGCUGGCAUAUUAUCAUGAGGGUGAGGGCUCCAAAAGAUGGAUCUUGUGAUCCUAUUGCACCGCUUGAACUACCCCAUUCUUUGCACGCAUUUCAUCGUGUCUCCCAAACAGAUAAGCUAAAUAUGGUGAGUCUUCUUAUUAAUAUUCUCCCAUUUAUGCUAUGCGCACAAUUUUUUCUUUGUUUUUAA